Molecule: messenger RNA, 4773 nt
Organism: Enterobius vermicularis (human pinworm)
Lineage: Eukaryota; Metazoa; Nematoda; Chromadorea; Rhabditida; Oxyuridae
Source: the annotation of a GenBank genome assembly
AUGAAAUUGAAAACAAUAUAUUUGACUUUAUGGUUUACUUGUAUUAAGAAUGAAGCCGCUAAAGUAGUUGCUAUAAAAUGGUCAGCAAACGGAAGAAAACUAGCGAUUGUAAACUUAGAUCGAACAGUUUUACUGUUUGAUGAAACUGGUACACGACGAGAUAAAUUUACCACCAAACCAUUCGAUUCUAAGUUUGGAAAAAAGAGUUACUGCUUAACUUCUGCAGCAUUUUCAUCAGAUUCAACUCGUUUGGCCAUCGGACAAACAGAUAACGCUGUAUUUGUUUAUCGCCUUGGAGAAACUUGGAAUGAAAAGAAAGUGAUUUGUAACAAAUUUGGACAAUCCUCAUCGGUAACUUCUUUGGACUGGCCACGAGAAGACCGUCUAAUUUUUGGGCUUAGCGAUGGUAAAGUUCGUGUUGCAUCCUGCAAAAGUAACAAAUCUGCUAAGAACAUUUUUAGUGCAGUUACAGCAAAAAAACGUUGUUUUAGCUUCGUCUCCGCACACAUUGAUGGAUCCAUCAUUAGUUAUUCAUUUGACACAAAAACUCAAUCAAAAAUUUUAACCCACCAAUGUUCGCCAUAUGUUUUGUUAUUUAUGACCAAUGGAAUCUUAGCAUCUGGUAGCGAUAAACGAAUUAUUUGGUACUCUACUAACGGUGCUUUACUGCAACAGUUUGACUGUAGUUCAGAUGACACAGAAAAAGAUUUUUAUACCGCAGUUUCUGAUCCUUCUGGACAACAUGCUAUUAUCGGAAGUUUUAACAGGCUUCGAUUCUUUACGUGGAAUAUACGCAGAGGAGCUCUUGAAGAGGGUUUUAAAACUGAAAUUCCCAACUUGUACACAGUUACUGCACUUUGUUGGAAAUGCGAUGGUUCUACUUUGGUUGUGGGGACAAUCUGUGGUCUUGUGAUUCUUCUGGAAUGCUGCUUAAAAAAAUCUCUUUUGAAGAAUCGUUUUGAGCUUAUAUACAUUUCGUCAAGCCAUAUUUCGGUUAGGGAUAUCACUACCGAUCAGAGAACUCACAUAAAGUCAGAUAGCGGUUACACUAUUGACGACAUUAAGGUUUUGGGCAACAAUCGAUAUGCUGUUGGAUACACUGCUAAAACAUUGAUUAUUGUCGAGCUUGCCACAGAUCGAAGUAGUGAGGUGGCAUGGCAAAGUGUUGGAAAUGAGAAAUUUUUCUUCAACAACAAUGAUAUUUGCAUUAUUGUCAAUGCUGGCGAGUUGAGCUUCGUGGAGUAUGGCUGCAACGAAAUACUUGGAUGGGUUCGUACAGAAUUUAUUUCGCCACAUCUUAUUUCAGUUGUGGUAUCACAUUCAAAUCAAAAUACUAAACCUGUAAAACUGGCUGCUUAUUUACUUGAUGCUUACUCCAUUUCUAUUGUAAAUUUGGUAAAUAAUCAGGUGUCCUAUCAAACGACCCAUUCUGCGGUAAUUGAUUGGCUUGAAUUAAGUGAAGCUGGAACAAAACUGCUGUUUCGAGAUCAGAAGUCCGAUUUGACGUUGGUCGACCUAGAGACUCAUAAGAAAACAACGUUACUUAACUACUGUAGUUAUGUUCAAUGGGUGCCGAACAGUGAGGUUAUAGUUGCACAAUGUGGAGAACAACUUUGUGUUUGGUAUCAGCUUCAGAAUCCAGAACAGAUGACAACAAUUCCAAUUAAAGGCGACAUUGAAACCGUCGCCCGAGAUGAUAUGCAUACUGAAGUUAUUGUGCAGGAACCGACUGCCAAGGUUGCUUACGAACUUGAUCAAACCCUAAUAGAGUUUGAAACGGCGCUAAGAAGCUAUGAUUACGGGAGAGCAAUAGAUUUUUUAGAAAAUCACCAAGGCGACGAUAACUAUAUUCUUUGGAAACAGCUGGCUAAUACCGCGUUUUCUCAAAACCAACUUCUUGUGGCACAACGCUGUUAUGCUGCUACUGGUGAUGUAACUCGAGUUGCAAUGAUCAGCGAAAUUCUUCAAUUCAUCAACAGUACUCCAGACAUGACGACAGACGAAUCAUUAUUUGAUUAUAAAGCCCGUGCAAAACUUGCCUUAAUGCGUAGGAACUUCAAAGAAGCUGAACAAAUCUACUUAGAGCAGGUAAUAGUUACCUGUAUUUUAAUGCAUUUUUUCAUCGAAAUGUAUCAACAGCUUCAUAAAUGGGAACAAGCGCUUGAAGUAGCCAAAUUAAGGGACCGUUCUGAGUACGACGCACUGAUGACAAAGUAUAACAGACACUUAAUGGAAACAAAUCAGUUUGAAAAAGCAGCAAAGGUAAAUUGCUUCAAAAAAUGCACCGAUGAUGACAUGUCUACAAAAAUUGUGUCUGCCAAAAAGCUGCACUGCACAUUGGCACUUCCAGAAAGCAACGCUGACCUUGUUGAAGAUGCUGGCGGUUUGUUGGAAAAAGUGGAGAAAUACGAACGUGCUUUAGAGUGCUUUUUGGAAGCCAAAUGCUACAAUAGAGCCUUACAGUUGUCGAGAACAAGAUUUCCUGAAAAAGUCGUAACAAUUGAAGAGGAAUGGGGUGAUUUGCUAAUGGCCGAGGGCAAAUACGAUGCUGCAAUAAAUCAUUUCCUCGCUUUGGAAGCAGCAACGCUUGCUAAACAGUGGAGUAAAGCGGCACAAAUAGCUGAUGCACUAGAGGAUAAUUCAGUUUCCAAGCAAUAUUAUGGUAAAAUUGCUGAACACUAUGCUGAAAUUGGUGACCUUGAACGAGCAGAAAUGUUUUAUGUCGAAGCCGGACAACAACGGGAUGCUAUCGAAAUGUAUAAUAAGGCACAUCGAUGGACUGACUCAUAUAGGCUUUAUGAAUCUCUCGGACAAAUUAGUAAAGCUACUGAUAUGUACCGCUUGGCUAACAGAUUCGACCAAGUAGUUGCUAUUGUUGGAAAAUACUAUCCUGAACGCUUGGCAGAAACCUAUAAAAGCAUUGGAAACGCUUUGGAGGAUGGCGGAGAUAUGAAAACUGCUGAAAAUUACUACCUGAAGAUUAACGACUGGCAAAGCGCUGUAAAUAUGUACAGAACUGCCGAAAAGUGGAAUGAUGCAUUCCGUAUAGCAAAAGAUUACGGCAAUGACGUAGCGCAAAAAAGAGUUUGUCUUACGAUAAAGAAAAAUUUUCCAGCACCUACAAAUUUUUUUGGAGAAUUUUUUCAAAAGAUAGACGGGACAACAAAAUGGACAUUAUUUUUUGCAUAUGAACUUUGUCGAAUAGGAGACCAAUCAAAACUUCCUUUUGUAAAUCAGCAACAUGCAAUAAUAUUGGAAGAGGAAGGUAACUAUGAGGAAGCUGAAGAUCACUAUAUAAAAGGUAACAGUCCGAAAGAAGCAGUUCUUAUGUACGUUCAUUUACGUCAAUGGAACAAAGCAGAGGAUAUUGCAAGGCGUUAUUGCCCACAAGUGCUAAAUGAGAUUCUGAUGGAAAAAGCAAAAAUUGUUAUUCAAAACGGAGAUUAUGCAGAGGCCGAAAGUUGUCUGCUAAGAGCCAAUCGUCCAGAUAUUAUUUUACAAUAUUAUAAAGAUCAGAAUAUGUGGAAUGAAGCCUUAAGAAUUGCGAAGGAUUAUAUUCCUUCAAGUUUUGCUCAAAUACAGGAGGAGUAUGAUGAGGUACAGCUUCGUUCUGGAGCUAAAGGUGCGUUAUCCUACAUAGCACAAGGCGAAGACUGGGAAGCUCAGGGCGAAUAUCAUAACGCUUUAGAGUGCUACCUAAGAGUCAACAGUACGCUUACAGAUGACAUAGAGACAGUUGCUGCAGUAAUGAUGCGAGUCGCUCAAGAAUUUGCUCCUGAAAUGGAAAGUUAUGUUGACGAAAAGUAUAAAGAAUCACUGAAGAACAGUGGUAGGCUUGGAGAGUUAAUGGAUGUUGAUACGAUAGCUGCAAUUGAUUUACUGGUUCAGAGAGGACAGUGGGAAAAAGCUUUGGAAACUGCGCGACAAAAAGGGAAUCGUUCAUUACUGGAUAAAUAUUUGGCUUUGUAUGCGACAUCUUUAAUUGAUUCUGGAAACUAUCUGGAGAUUAUAAAAUCCUACGAAAAGUAUGGCGCUUCUGCCAACCCUAGUAAUUUUAACCUGUACAGAUUGCUAUUUGAUCAGGUAUUAAUUGCUUGUUUUCCUUCUCGCAGCAAAUUAUCAGUUUUUGAAAGGUACUUAGAGGUUGCUCACUACAAAGCUAUUUGGUGCGCUUUGGGUGAUAGUCCAAAUACUUUUAUGCAUACAAUUCGCCAACAAAUUAGUGUUAGUUUGUUACGUUAUGCCGAUAUUCUGAAUGCCGAAAAAGUAUUUUAUGAAGCUGGGGAAGCUUUUAAAGAACAAGGGAAGAAAAAGCAGAAAUUAGCUUUUAUAUUUUUAAACUUAUUUUUGGAUUUUUACGAUGCAAUUGAUCAACAAGAUCCUUCUGGUAUUGAUAUGGCUAAAUUUACUGGUACAGAUAUUCCUCAAGAAGUUUCGUUGCCUGAAAAACACUUAUCGCAUUUAAUGUUGAAGGAAUUUAUUAUCAAUGUAAAGGAAUGGGUUUUGGCAGCUUCUGUAGAAGUUGGCGUAGACGAAUCGUCAAUUACAAGUGAAGAUGGAAAGUUUGAAGGAAGUUUGCUGACCGCUUAUCAAUUUUUAGGUUAUGCUGUUGAAAGUGAUUCUAAAUCUUUUGGGUCAUCUGGAAAGUUUGCUACUCAAGAAAAUUGGAAUCGUUUGGUUGUUGAGCAGAAAACAAAACCGACUGAAGCGUUGGAAGACAUUUUUCGUUUUAUAGCUCGUUGGACAGAUACUCCACUGUCACUUUCUGUAUGA